Orbilia oligospora ATCC 24927 is the source of this 2202-nucleotide messenger RNA. RefSeq lists its product as uncharacterized. NCBI's taxonomy places the organism in Eukaryota, Fungi, Ascomycota, Orbiliomycetes, Orbiliales, Orbiliaceae. Gene Ontology annotation, cellular component: mitochondrion. The coding region runs from base 1 to 2202 and encodes 733 amino acids. The record is from RefSeq and is a predicted model, not a curated record. The transcript has 2 exons.
AUGGCAUCGGGAUACAAGGUGGUAUCCCGAUGCUUACACCGAACCUCACAACCCACAAGCACUUAUGCCUUGAAGCAAUCGACGCCAGUAUUGUGGUGGACUGGAAGGCCCCAUUCAAUCAUAAAUCCUAGUAUCAGGUCAACUCUAAAAAACCCAAGUUGGAUGCCAUUUAUACGGAGGCUGCCAAAACGCAGACCUUCAGCUAGUUCUAGAAUCCAUCCAUCACUCCCAUCCUCAAUUAUCCUUACAUCCCUAUCACUCCUUUUUCUAUCUCCGGCUAGCUCGAGCUCUGUUGAGGCCGAGGAUGCCGAACCACCGACUCAAGAACUACGCCUGCUUGCAAAAGCAGAGGAAGAAACACAACACAAGAGGAUGGGCGACAGACUCUCUCUAUGGGGCACGCUGAGUUAUGCUAGAUACUACAUCUACACUUACUUUCUAGAGCCAGUAGCUACCGGGCUGCGGUUUCUUCACCUUGCUUUGUUGUUUCUUCCAGUAAUGAUCACUAUGCCAGCAAUAUGGAUAGGCCCUAGGUUACCUCUUCAAGAUGGGGAAAGAGCCGGCACCCUCUGGUGGUAUUCCUAUCUUGUCAAAUCUAUGGAAAUGGCUGGUCCGACGUUUAUCAAAUUAGGACAAUGGGCCGCCUCAAGGACAGAUAUAUUUCCUAUGCAGAUGUGUUUCAUAAUGUCUACCCUCCAUUCAAAUGUUGCAGCUCACUCCCUUGCAAAAACAAAAGAAAUAAUCGAGGAAGCAUUCAGCGGCCGUUCUUUUGAUACACUUUUUCUCGAAUUUGAAGAAACCCCACUGGGGGUGGGUGCUAUUGCUCAAGUGUAUCGCGCCAAACUAAGGCGGGAUCUUUCACCAUCGCUUCAAAGCUCAAGGUCGACAACCCCUUUAUCAUUAAGGCACUCGGCCCAGGAGCUGCUCAACAAGCUAGAUACUUUUGUCAAACCUACGCCCUCUAAGGCUCCAAGUGAUUGGGUUGCGAUAAAAGUGCUACACCCCUAUGUUGAACAGCUUGUCCAUCGAGAUCUUCGCAUCAUGAAGAUUUUCGCGAAUAUAAUUAACUCUCUACCGACUCUCGAAUGGUUGUCUUUGCCGGACGAAGUAGAUAAAUUUGGAGAAAUGAUGCGCUUGCAACUUGACCUUCGCAUUGAAGCAAAUAACCUGCUUCGGUUUCGAGAUAACUUCAAAAAUAGAAACACAGUUACGUUUCCGAUGCCAUACAUGAACUUCUCAACCCGGCAGGUUCUGGUGGAAGAAUUCGCCUUGGGGAUUCCCUUAGAAGCGUUCUUGAAAAAUGGUGGUGGUGUUUUCCAGAAGCAAGCAGCGGACAUGGGCCUGGACGCUUUUCUCCAUAUGCUUUUGAUCGAUAACUUUGCACAUGCAGAUCUCCAUCCUGGGAAUAUUUUAAUACGAUUUUACAGGCCAACACCACCCCCUGCCUUCCCACAAGUCUCGCUCCCGUUCUCAACAACAACAUCUCAUCAUCAUCUAGAUUCCACGGGAGAAAUGCAGGCGCAAGAGCGCAAGCGCAAUGAGAGCCCCUUCCAGGUAACAGAGGAGGUGCUUUCGCGUCUCCGGCCCUUAAAUGAUAACCCAGCCAAAUGGCGGGACGAGCUUUCUAAACUAAAUGAUGAGGGUUUCAAGCUCCAACUCAUCUUUAUCGAUACCGGGCUGGUUACAGAGCUAUCUCCCAUAAAUAGGCGGAAUUUCCUAGAUUUAUUCACCGCCGUAGCCGAGUUCGAUGGGUACCGAGCGGGUGAGCUGAUGGUGAGCCGAUGUCGCCAGCCCAGCUCCGUGAGAGACAAGGAUAUAUUUUGUCUUCGAAUGCAACAUUUAGUACUUGGGGUCAAGAAUAAGACUUUCACGCUUGGGAAGAUAAAAAUUGCAGAUAUUCUCUCGGAGGUUAUGUCGAUGAUACGCUCGCAUCAUGUUCGUCUAGAGGGAGACUUCAUCAAUGUGGUUGUGAGCAUAUUGCUUCUUGAGGGUAUAGGUAGAAGGCUGGACCCUAAUAUCGAUAUAUUCAAAAGCAGCCUGCCAAUACUAAGGCAGAUCGGGGCACAGCAGGGACACCAGAUAUUAAACAGCGAUAUUAGCUUACUAAAGAUAUGGCUCGGGCUAGAGUUGAGGACGAUAGUGUCAAGUUCGUGCGAGGAUGUUGACGACUCCAUGCUCAUAAAAUACUUUUGGAACGAAUGA